UCGCAGCCGCACAUCAUCUUCAUCCUGGCCGACGAUCAGGGCUUCAGGGACGUGGGGUACCACGGGUCCGAGAUCCGCACGCCCACGCUGGACAAGCUGGCUGCCGAAGGGGUCAAGCUGGAGAACUACUAUGUCCAGCCCAUGUGUACACCAUCCAGAAGCCAAUUGAUCACUGGAAAGUACCAGAUCCACACGGGCCUGCAGCACUCCAUCAUCCGGCCGACGCAGCCCAACUGCUUACCUCUGGAUAACGUCACACUACCUCAGAAGCUCAAGGAGGCCGGGUACUCCACGCACAUGGUGGGCAAGUGGCACCUGGGCUUCUACCGCCGGGAGUGCAUGCCCACCCAGAGGGGGUUCGACUCCUUCUUCGGCUCGCUCCUGGGCAGCGGUGACUACUACACCCACUUCAAGUGCGACAGCCCCGGGAUAUGCGGCUACGACCUGUACGAGAACAACAACGCCGCCUGGGACCACGACAACGGCAUCUACUCCACGCAGAUGUACACGCAGAAGGUGCAGCAGAUCCUGGCUUCUCAUAACCCUAGGAAACCCAUAUUCCUCUAUAUUGCCUACCAAGCUGUCCAUUCGCCUCUUCAGGCGCCGGGCAGGUAUUUUGAACAUUACCGCUCGAUAAACAACAUCAACAGGCGGCGGUACGCGGCCAUGCUGGCCUGCUUGGAUGAGGCCAUAAAUAAUGUGACCCUCGCUCUGAGGAAGUAUGGCUACUACGAGAACAGCAUUAUCAUUUAUUCUUCUGAUAAUGGCGGGCAGCCGAUGGCCGGAGGCAGUAACUGGCCACUCCGAGGAAGCAAAGGCACCUAUUGGGAAGGAGGUAUCCGCGCCGUAGGGUUUGUGCACAGCCCCCUUCUGAAAAACAAAGGGUCUGUAUGCAAGGAGCUGGUGCACAUCACAGACUGGUUCCCCACGCUGAUCACGCUGGCGGAGGGGCAGAUCGAUGAAGACAUCCAGCUGGACGGCUAUGAUGUGUGGGAGACCAUCAGCGAGGGCCGGCGCUCCCCACGGGUGGACAUCCUGCACAACAUCGACCCCAUCUACACCAAAGCCAAGAACGGCUCCUGGGCCGCUGGCUACGGGAUCUGGAACACUGCCAUCCAGUCUGCCAUCAGAGUGAAUCACUGGAAGCUGCUGACGGGAAACCCGGGCUACAGCGACUGGGUGCCUCCGCAGGCCUUCAGCAAUGCGGGUCCCAACCGCUGGCACAACGAGCGCGUCUCCUGGUCGGCCGGGAAAACCGUGUGGCUCUUCAACAUCACGGCCGACCCCUACGAGCGCGUGGACCUGUCUGCCCGGCACCCCGAGGUGGUGAAGCAGCUGCUGCGGAGGCUCUCGCAGUUCAACAAGACCGCGGUGCCCGUCCGCUACCCGCCCAAGGACCCUCGCAGCAACCCCAAGCUCAACGGAGGAGUCUGGGGGCCGUGGUUUAAGGAGGACGAAAAGAAAAAGAAAUCAGACAAAAGCAAAGGUGCAAAUAAGCAGAAGAAGAUGAAGAAGAAGAAGAAAGCCAGUCGGAAAAAGGGGCAGUCAUUUCACUGCCGGUCGCGUCUUGCUGGUGGGUAAACUCUAAGCAGGGUCCUUGGCAAGGCCUGAGUCAGCCUGGCCCCACUUCUUGAACUUCUGAUGGAAUAGACUAGAAAUGCCAGUUCUGCACUAUGAAUGAAAGUUGUCAUCUUUUAAUUUUGUCUCUGAUUUCACCAGCACAAGAUACUUUAGCACUCUGAGUGACCAUGUGACAGACUUUCUCCUCCACAGGAUGAGUGGUCCUCACCCAUCACCAGACACUUUCCAGAUAACAACAGUGAUAGCAUCUUGUUUCAGGAAACUUAGCUUUGAUGGACAAAUGAUGGUUCCUUGCCUUAAUUAGCUGGAAUCUUUGGAGAGCAUGGAGAUGUUAAUGGCAGAUGUUCUCAAGCUGACAGAUGGUUCAGAGGGAGAGAGGAGAAACAAAACCCAAGAACCUCUGUGUGUCAGUAAGUGUUAGUCAUCAGCCUGUGACAUGUUUUGAUACAACACAGCAAAACUGAAGCCAUCAGGGUAACUUUGUAGAGGUGCUGGGGAGGGGGGGCAUGAUAGGAGGAAAGCUGCUUUAAAUUGGAUUUUGUCCAUCUUAACUAAAUCUGAAAUAUUUUUAACAUUUUCCUAGAUGUGCUGAGCCCCCCCCCAUUUGCAGUAAAACACAUGACCAACAAGCACACACCUCGUGUAAUUUAUUACAGGAUAGACAAAAACACAUCACCAAAGUGAAUGUAAUAUUUAAACACUUUAAGAUAACUAUACAACAAUAUGUAAAAUAGAUAAUUUAUUUUACAGCACAAUCCUAUUUCUCUUCCAUUAAAAUUUCCUAGCUGAUGCAAGGUACCCCUGUGGGUGCCAGGGUUGUUUGGGUUCUUUUAAUGUUGACUUUUUAAAGUUUAUUUCCACCCUGUCAUUCAGAGUUUAUUUAAGAGAUUCAUAUCCUCAGAGUACUGUAAACCAAGGAAAUACUGUAUACACUGCUAGGAUGAGGAAGGAGAACAAUUCAGGUGCGUCACUGCAUUAUGUAUUUGCCUUCAGUGGUUUUGAAUGUAACAAAGGGUUUAUUUAAUUUAGGAGUCCCACGAAUAUUGUUCAUUUCUGUACAGAAGCUAGGCCAUCUUGAUGUUCAGGGGGGAAAAUUUUAACCUUUUAUUUAUGUACCUAUUAAAAUAGUUUAUUUUUAUGGCAUUCAUAAAAGCGGUCUGCUUCUUUUUUUUGCAUCCAGAAUGGCAAUUCUGGCCUAGUUUGUUUUAAACAAACUCAAGUAAGGUGUUUCAUUACUAUUAUUUUUGGUACAGGGAUGUUUUAUGACAUUUUGCUUCUGAAACAGAAUUUCUUCUCCCUAUAUAUAUAUCAUUUGAGACAUGCUUCAAAGUUUGCCCUUUUCCAAGGUGUCUGCAUGGAUGAUGGAUGCACGGACUGGCUGCACAUUGGUGGUGAUCUGUGGUAAUUGAUAAAAUGCACACACACAUAUAAGCUUCAAGAUGAAUUAUGUUAAGUAAAAUUGAUGAUUAAUUUGUUGAAUGGCUAUAAUUUAUUUGGGUAAAAUUUCAGAUAACCCUGCUUUUCAGCAGUGUGUUACUUAACUCAAAAAUUAUAUUUAUAUAAAUGGAUUAUGGCUAAAAAAUUGAGCAUUCCUAAAUCAGUGCACACAGAAAUCUGAAUGAAAUACAGCUGUCCAGAACUCCAGCAACCUCUGACCUUUUCAAAAGGCAGCUAACUGCAGGUACAUACUGCCAAACCCCAGCAAAUGGCCUACUUAAAGAUGUAAAGAAGAAUAAAGCUGCCAUUAACAAAACACAGAAACAAGUCAGGCAGCUCUUAGAGAUACUUCUGUAAUGACUAUACUGGGGAGGACACAGAAAUGCACUUGGAGAAUUGCAUGUAAAUAAUAAUUAUAAAAGGAUGGUGUGUAUCUGCAUAAGUGCUUGAUAUUGUCACUGUUAUUUUUCAUGCUGUGUGGUCCUUAAGAUGACUAAUUAAUUCCUUAGAAAUCUGUCUAGCUUUUCUUCACAUCCACACCAUCCAGUGAGUAAUCAGGAACUCUGAUGUUCUCUAAAUUCUCACUUUUUAACAAGCAUGCUGUUGAUGUCCUUAAAAGAAAUGAGAAUAGCAUAUUGAGAUAUUAUUCUUCAAAAUGUGAUCUAUAAAACUCAUAUGUGUGAGAAGAUUAAUUUAAUUUUUCAAGGUAGUUUUUAAAAUACGAAAAUUAGAUGUAUAAGUUAAACUAUAUAUAGAGAGACUACGAUACUUUAAUUUAUUUUGUCAUAAUAGCCGCAAGGCAGUGUGAUAGAGUGUUAUCCUCAUAGAAUUAAUUAUUGCCCUUUUCCUGAAAGUUUUAUGGUGGCUUUGGCUUUCAUUGGACCAAAGCAGCAGGGAACAUUAUUCCCUGACAACAUU
This is a messenger RNA of Zonotrichia albicollis (white-throated sparrow), 3936 nucleotides long. RefSeq names its product arylsulfatase J. Gene Ontology annotation, molecular function: sulfuric ester hydrolase activity. The record is from RefSeq and is a predicted model, not a curated record. Lineage: Eukaryota; Metazoa; Chordata; Aves; Passeriformes; Passerellidae.